Molecule: messenger RNA, 709 nt
Organism: Hemicordylus capensis (graceful crag lizard)
Lineage: Eukaryota; Metazoa; Chordata; Lepidosauria; Squamata; Cordylidae
Gene: NDUFB1
Product: NADH:ubiquinone oxidoreductase subunit B1
Exons: 4
Coding region: 482-658 (58 amino acids)
Cellular component (GO): mitochondrion
Source: RefSeq, a predicted model, not a curated record
AAGGUUUAGUGUUUCGGCGCCGUACAGCGUGAAGGGCUUAAACUCUGAAGAGGCAGAAGGAAGGCUUCUCUUUCCUCGGCUCACUCCCCCCUCGCUCGCCUUGGCGAGUGGUUCCUCCCAGCUUGGCUGAGAAGGUUCCUCCGUAGCCCGAUAUUAGUGCCCUUGGUUGGAGGAGGUGUUGGCGGUGGUGGCGCUUCCUCGGGUCGAGGUGACGGGGCUAGGCCUUCAGAAGCGGGGAAGAAGAAACAAUGGUCCCCAGAAUUUGUUCAAAAGUGGAAGUGUAUGGAGUAGGAGGAGAAAGUGCAUGAGCCUGAGGCUUACUCUCGUAGCACUAAACCAUGGCUUACAGUUGUAUCUGAACCAGACCAUAGAUCUUGAUCAAGCUUUUCUUGUGCCUGGAUGUCCACAUAUGUAGGACAUCUGCCUCCUGAUCCUAUGCGUGUUUACUUGAAAAUUAAAUCCCAAAAACAAAGUGGUAAUUAUGGUGAACGUUCUCCAGUUUGUACGAGAUUAUUGGCCUUUAACACUCGUUCCAAUAGGAUUUGUGGUGGGAUGCUACUUAGACAGGAAGAAUGAUGAGAAGUUCAUACUCUUCAGAAACAAGAGCAAGUUAUUUCAAAGAGAAUUGAAGCCUGGGGAAGAAGUUACAUGGAAAUGAUGAGUGCCAAUUGAGAAAUGCUCCCAUACAAUUAAAUUUGUCUGUAUAAAG